AUGCUUGAAGACCAUCUCAUCCAUGAAUGCCUUUUGAUCGUGUUAAAGCCAUUGAUGAAAGCUGCUGAAGUCAGGAUUAUGAUGUCUGAUCUGGUAGGAAAUGUCUGUCAUUGCUUUACCCCUCUCACAGCAUACAUUGUUGAUACCCCAGAGGUGGCCAUGCUUGCAUGUGUGCGCGGAAGGACCUCUCCUUUCACCAUGGCCUUGUAUUUGCAGUUUGGGGAUAAUUUCUGGCACCCUGAUUGUACGUGCACCAUCACUCUUGGACAGCUUGCUAGAAUCAAGGUCAAUCCUGACUACCUGGAGACUUAUUUUGAGGCUUGUGCUGACUUGCGGCUGAAUGGCAUGUAUGCACUGUUCUGGAUGGAUUGGCUGCUCGCCAAUCCCUCUAUCUUUCUGAAGCCAGAAUUAUUGCACCAUUGGCACAAAGAAUUUUAUGAUCACAAUCUUCAGUGGUGUAUUGUGGUUGUUGGAGCUCAGGAACUGGAUUUUUGGUUCUUGAUAUUACAGCCGACUACUGGCUAUCGCCACUUUUCUGGCAGAAUAUCAAAACUGAAGCAAGUUACAGGUAGGGGUCACCGUGAUAUUCAGUGCUAUAUUGUUGGCCUAAUAUCCAGUGCAGCCCCUCGUUGUUUUGUCAUCAUGAUACAUGCGCUCAUGGAUCUUCAUUACCUAGUGCAGCGUCCUGCACCUGGCAACAAUCUCUUAGUGUGUAUUGACCAAUCUUUGUCAACCUUUCACGAACACAAAAAUGUUAUCUUGACUUUAGGCACAUGGAUGGGCGCAAAGAGGCCUAUUGAAAAUUGGCAUAUUCCUAAGCUCAAGCUCCUACAGAGUGUCACUUCCAGCAUGUGGAAAGUUGGCGCCCUCAUACAGUGGUCUGCAGACACUACUGAACACGCACACAUUUCUGAAAUAAAGGAACCUACAUGGCAAAUGAAUAACAAUGAUUACUGA
Molecule: messenger RNA, 957 nt
Organism: Suillus paluster
Lineage: Eukaryota; Fungi; Basidiomycota; Agaricomycetes; Boletales; Suillaceae
Exons: 1
Coding region: 1-957 (318 amino acids)
Source: RefSeq, a predicted model, not a curated record